This is a messenger RNA of Gymnogyps californianus (California condor), 1626 nucleotides long. It is a transcript of the gene P2RX7, whose product is annotated as purinergic receptor P2X 7. Gene Ontology annotation, biological process: monoatomic cation transmembrane transport; response to ATP. Gene Ontology annotation, cellular component: plasma membrane; nuclear inner membrane. Lineage: Eukaryota; Metazoa; Chordata; Aves; Accipitriformes; Cathartidae. The record is from RefSeq and is a predicted model, not a curated record. Gene Ontology annotation, molecular function: ATP binding; extracellularly ATP-gated monoatomic cation channel activity; purinergic nucleotide receptor activity.
AUGGUGCCACCAACAGAAGGUGACAAGAACAGUGCUGAGCAGUCAGCUCUAGAGCUCCAGGGUGAAAUUUGUUGUAUAGUCAUCGCUUACAGACUCUAUCAGGAGAUGGAUGAAGUUAACAGCUCAGUUCGCACUAGUGUGAAGGGAGUGGCUUACACAAACAACAGGAUCUGGGAUACAGCAGAACACACUAUACCAAUGCAGGCAAUAAAGUCUUUUUUUGUGAUGACUAACACCAUUAAGACAGAGAAUCAGCUUGCGCAGAGGUGCCCUGAGUAUCCCUUCGCCAAAGCUACCUGCUCUUCAGACAAGUCCUGUGAAAAAGGGAGUGUAGAUAUCCACAGUCAUGGAAUUCGAACAGGAAGAUGUCUGAAUUAUAAUGCAACUGUUAAAACCUGUGAGGUCAGGGCAUGGUGCCCUGUGGAAUCCAUGGAAAACCCUCCUGAGCCUGCUGUUCUGAGGAGUUCUGAAGACUUCGCUGUGCUAAUAAAGAACAACAUUCACUUCCCCAAAUUUAAUUACACCAUACUAAAUGUUCCACCAAAUUUAAAUACUUCCUGCAUAUACAACAAGAUAACUUCCCCGCUCUGUCAUUUCCAUCUGGGAGAUAUCCUUCAGGAAGCAAAAGAGAGUUUUUCUGAGGUGACAGUAAAGGGAGGAAUCAUUGCCAUUGAGAUUAACUGGGACUGUAACUUGGACAGUUGGUUUUACGACUGCAGUCCGAAGUAUGGUUUCCGCCACCUUGAUGACAAAAAAAUACAGCCUGAAUUCCACUUCAGCUAUGCAAGGUCCUACAAGCUACCACAUGGGAAGGAGCAGAGAACCCUUUUCAAAGUCUAUGGAAUACGGUUUGAUGUCCUUGUCUUCGGCGCAGGUAGAAAAUUUAACAGCAUUGAACUCAUUAAAAACAUUGGGUCCAUGAUCUCCUAUUUUGGUUUGGUUGUGAGUGCCAUUGAAAUUGCUAUUUGUGUAGGUAAUCGCUCCAGCUGUGGCAAAUCGCCACUCUACAAAAUUUACAACAGGAAGAAGUAUGAGACUGUGCUGAAUCCAAGACAGGUAAUGUAUGUGUCCUAGGUUGAUGAGCCACAUGUCGCCUUGAUAAAGAAGCCUCUGAAAACAAGCUUGCAGCAUGCUCAAGGCAGCAUUGCUGAGAGCCACCCUGUGAAAUUCUGUGAUGCUGGCAGCUGCUGCACCAGCGAGUCCAACAAGAACCAUGAUAAUGAAGAACACGAGCUGGGGCAACCUCUCAGCCAAGGGGCCUCUUCCCCAGACUGCCAAAAGUGGUGCUGCUGUGGCAAAUGCCAGCCAACACCGAAGUACCAUGACCAGCUCUGCUGCUGAAGGAAAAAAGGGCAGUGCAUCACAACCUCCCAUUGGUUUCAGCGGCUGGUGCUGUCCAGUCACACCCCGAAGAAAGCCCUUCUCUACAAAGACGCCUUUCUGGACUUGACGGAUGGCAAUAUCAACAACCAGCUGCGUCACCUUGCUUACAAGCAAUAUGUUCACCGGCGCUUUGGCUCUUUUGAUCUGGAAGACAGAGCCGUCAUCCCAAGCUGCUGCAGGUGGAAAAUUAGAGAUACUUAUCCCAAAGCAAGUAACAACUAUACUGGUUUUAAGAUGGAAUAA